This is a messenger RNA of Podarcis lilfordi (Lilford's wall lizard), 35507 nucleotides long. The record is from the annotation of a GenBank genome assembly. Lineage: Eukaryota; Metazoa; Chordata; Lepidosauria; Squamata; Lacertidae.
GCCAUUCAACAACAUUACUUGCACGACCGUUCUAUAAUCAGAUUUUAUUCAGAUUGUGAAUAAAAAAAAAUGUGUUCAUAAGGAAUGUGGCGAAGCACGUGCGUUCACAACUGGAAUGUUCUGCUUUGACAACUGUGGACAGAAUGGACAUGUCCAAUGGUUCUGAGGCAGUUGGUCAUAAUGGGGAGCUGGUUUAUGAUGGGAUUUGACAAAGAGCAGUUGACCACUAGCAGGACAAGGAACUUCUGGAAGUAUGUGACUGCCUCUUUUGAAUGUUAGAAAACACUGGCCAGGCAAGUUAGGAAUUGUGGCAAGUGAACUUUAUAAGGCAUAAUACUUACAGAAAGAGUUAAUGAAACCAAGAGAAUUAAAAGGCCAGGAACCCUCUCAAAGAAAAAGAAGUCAGAAAAAAAAUAUUGGUAAGUCAUUAAUUUACUUUCCUCUCCCUUCAAAACAGACCUGUAAUGUUUGUAUAAUGCACAGCUAAAAGAUGUGGUGCUGGCAACCAGUUUAGAUGGCUUUAAACACUUGGACAUCUUGAAAUGGGCAGAAGCUGUGCCGUUCUGUUUCCUAAAGAGUUAAUGACUCUUGUUACUUUAUUUAAUUUAAUUGCUAUCACUAAACUGAAUUGCUAUUUAAUUGAUUUAUUGUAAGUUUUUUAUAAGUAUAUACUGUAGUAUUGCUUUGAGGUUUUAUUCUGCACUGGUGUUAUACUUGUACAAUUAUGUUACUGGCAUGCGUUAUAUAUUUUUUCUCCAGUUAUAUAUUUUUUCUCCAGUUAUAUAUUUUUUCUCCAGAGGCAUGGCCAGAUUAGCCUUUACAACAAAAACAGCCAAAAGUCUUGCCAAAUCUUGGAAACCAAUGUAUUUAUUAUGGCAUAAGCAUUUGUGGAUCAGGGGCUAUGUCAGCAGAUACAUGUGUGAAGAGAUAAAUAAAUGUAUAUAAAAACCUUUAGAAUUCAUAAAGAAAAUGGAGCUGAACAUAAUUCAUCUCUCCAUCACAAACUGACACAAAUUCUUUCUUCUUUUAAAUCACAAUUCAUUUUUUUUUAAUAAUUGAUAUUUAUUAAGUUUUCAAAGAGUAACAACAAAAAUUUCCAAAAAAGUUUGAAAAUACAGAAAAAAACAAAAAUAAUACAAAUAAUAAAGAAGAAAAAACCCAGCCGCAGAAAAGAAAAAAAGAAAAACAGAAAAACAGAAAUAUAAAAUCCUUUACGAUCUCCAUUAACUUCCUUUCUAGACUUCCUCCUCCUCCCCUCUUGUUUCUUAGUAUUUAAUUUUUACAGCAAAUCCUUUCUGUUUUUUCAUAACAAUCUAUCAUUACGUUUCCUUAUUCUAUUUUCCCUCUUGUCAUAUAAAAACUUUAAAACUCAAAGCUUAUAUUCAAUAUUUAGCAAAUUCUUACAUCAUUACCUUUUAACAAAUCCUUUACCAAUCCUUACUUAAGCCAUAUAAUUUCAUUCAACAUCCUUCAGACAUUUAUAAACAUUCCCAAUAUUAAAAAAUAAGAAAGAAAAAUAAUAAGUCAGAUUCAGUCCAGUCAGCUUCCAGCCUCCCUCCCCUGGACCCGGGAUUGUCAGUCCUUUUAACCUCAAUAAUCCGGCUCCUUAACCUGGUUGUCUCGUAUCCGAGGCCCUCAAGUCUCUUUCUUGCCCCUUUCGCCACUCUUGUUGAUAUUUCCCUUUCAGUCGUGGAUACUCCAGCAAAAAAAAUGCUUUUGACUCUUUGCAGCAAGUCCAUCCCAAACCCAUUACCCAAGCCAGACAGCAGAUAAUACCACUUCCAAUUUCCACAAAGCUUGGAGACUUCGACUACUCCAAUCCUCUGAUGGCCCAUCACUAGACUCGGAAAGUCCAAAUAACCAUAUAGAGGGGUGUCAAUCCAUCCCCCCAUUUCCAAAUCUGGCCACAUUUCAUCUUUCCGAAUCAGGUUUGUCCCAAGUUCAUUUAUCAAGUUCAAAGGCUGAUCUUGCCCAUCCAAAGGUCCCUCCAUCUCUGAAGUCUCCGUCGCUACAGCAGGUUCAUAUACUUGUAUAGACUUUAACUGAAUUUCAUUUGUUUGCUGCUGUGCUCUGGUAACUUCCAUCAUCAAGGUCGGCUCCUGACGCAUCUGGUCCAGCUGGGCACUUAAUUUUGCAAAACCUUCCAGGAACACUUGUUCAAGCCUUUGUACAAGCAUUGUCCUUCAAGGUCAAAGAAAAUUCUUUCCCACGAGAAUAAUCCUUCUCUUUUAAACUCUCUGCAUUGCAAUUUCACUCAGUUCCACUAGAUGGAAAACCCUUUUUUUUUAUUUUUUUAAAAGGGGGAAAAACAACAGCAACAAUCUUUCUUUUUCCAGAAACACUUUAUCUAAAAUUCCCCCUUCCAAAUUCAAGAGGCAACAGUAGAAUCAAAAUGUUACCCUUCUUUUAACUAUCUGUCGAGCUGGAUAAGCUUCAAAACGUCAGUUCUGACAGCCCGCUCCUGGUUCAGGGAGGUGGAAAAUUACUUUAUUUUAAACUCACUUCCGCAGGGUUGAAAAAACCAAAACAGCCCCCUUCUUCUCCUGCAGUCAAAGGGGGGUUCAGAAAUCUUAGAUGUUGAAUUUUAGUUCUCUCAGAAUUUAAUUUUCAAGCUUUAGUAUAAUUUGUCUUUGCUUUCUUCACGUAACAAAAGAACGGAAGGCGACUUCCUGUUUAGACCUUUCCGUUCCGAGUCCCAAUUAAAUUCAAUUUCAAGUUCAAGUCCAAUGUUAUUUAUUUAUUCACCAAUCUUAAAAGUAGUUCAGCUCUUCCAGGAUCAGGUACUCACGGAUAGAUGUUUUAGAUGCCAAAUUGUCCAGGAAAAAGGCAGCGCUCUCCGAAAACGGCAGUGCGGCUUUGCUGCACGGAGGAAGCAGUCGACUCACAGCACCACGCACCUCCCACUCCGGAGCCCGUUACCGGGCUCCUGUACAAGGGGAGAGCGCUCUCGGUGCCCGCCGAGUCCCAUGUCCACAGGCUUCUUCCGCCUGUGGUUUUUAAGGGUCCCCGCUGCGCCGUAGCGGCAGGACCCAAGCCUCCGUGCAGCGGGUUCCCUUCAGUUCGAAGGGAAUUCCGCCAUUUUCCGGAGGCGCCACCCCGGAAGUCUUUUAAAUCACAAUUCAUUUCCAAAAACUCCUGAAAUUGCACCCAAUAUUAUGUGGUUGGACAAGCUCCUGAACCUUUCAAAACUUGAAUGCAUUAUGAAGUAUGUUACGUUUCAACAAACCCAUUAUCUGUCUGCUUACAUUCUUCAACUCUUCACACUGUUGUUAAUCAUAUCUACCCAACUGAUCUCAGAUUUUUAGCAGCCAAUCUAACAUCAAAAUGAAGCAUUAUUUCUUCGUUGUGCUUUGGUUUUACAUGCAUCUGUUGCCCUCGUGGUGGGUUUUGAUCUUAUGUAUUUAUUCUUGUACUGUGGUUAGAAAAUCCUCGCCCCGCCCCCAUGUUUCCAAACAUAAUUCCUCUCCUGAAUUGACACGCUCAGGAUUGCACAGUUAAACAGAUAUUUAUUAUUUACCGGUAUAUGUUAUGUUUAGGGUGAAGGGCGGUUAAUAAAAAAUAAUAAAGAAUAAAGAAUGAUAUGAGUUUUAAUUUGUUUUCUAUUAUUAUUUUAUCUUUUUAACUUUCAAGUUAUUUUUGUUAAUUGUUCAGUGACAAUUUUAUUGUUAUAUCUUUUCUUUAAACUACUUUGAGGGCGUUUACAAUCAACCAGUGGGACCAGUUUACCUGGAAGAUCGCUUUGCCCUACAUGUGCCCACUUGACCAUUUCAGUCAGCAGAAUUGGCUACUAUAGGUGCCACAUAAAUACCCGUUCCACAUUUGUAACAUCUUACAAAUGCAGAACUUUAUUGUUUAACAUGGGAGGGCCUACACUUUGGAACUCCCUGCAUAUUGAGAUUAAGCAGGCGCCUUCACCGUACUCUUUUCGUGUGUGGGGGCCUGCUAAAAAUAUUCCUGUUUAGGCAAGCCUACCCAGAUGCUUAGGAAGUCUAAGUACGUAAUUUUAUUGUUUUGUAUCCUUUAAAGCAACGUAGCAAUUUUUCUUGAUUUUACUGUUUUGUCUUUCGUAAACAGUUUUGGGGUUUUCUACAAUCCAGCGGUGUAUAAAUUUUAUGAAGUAAUAAUAAAUAAUAAAGCUUAUGAAACAAACAAACCAUUUGAGGGUUUGUAACCACGAUCCCCACCCCAACAACCCUCCUAAAGACUUGCCUACUCUGGGUUACCCAACGUGUAUUGGGAGUUCCUUGUUAAAUAAAUUUUGAAUUAGGAUUGUCAACCUGCCAUCCUCGCUUCCCUCCCCGGGCUUCGCCGUGAAACCCUGAAGUUGGCCCCGCCGUUCCCAAUGCAGUUUACCCCCCCUCCCCACAGAGAUAAAAAUGAUUUUAGGCUCGCAGUGAUUUGAAAUCACCUCAGGGCGAAGCUUUAAGAGGGAGGGAGAAGAGCCUCCUAUUACCACAGCCGAGGAGCGCUGUGGUAAAACUUAAAAAUAAAAUAAAUAUAAAUAUAUAAAAUAAUUACACCGCAAACAUUCCUCAGGGGAUAUGCCGAAAGAUAAGCUUUAUAGCGACUCCACCUCAGGAGGCCCGGUACUCGCGGCUCGCCCCCGCCGCGCGAAACACGGAGCGCGCGCCCCAGGUCGCCGCGCGCGCCGACGCGACGCCAGACGGUUUUUCCUCCGCUGCCUCCCCCCUCCCCAACCUCCAGUUUUGGCCCCGCCCCCUCCGACCACCGCUCGUGGCCCCGCCCACUGCUCUCCGCCAACCCUCCCUCCCUCCCUCCCGCUUCACAACAGCCGCCGCCACCGCGUUGCAUUGUGGGACACAAACAAAGUGCCCGGCUAGGCUAGGCUGGCUGACUGGCUGGCUGGCGUGGAGGGAGGGAGGCAGGAGGGCGGGGGGGAGGAGGAGGAGAGCUGUUCGAGCGCCUGGGCCCCGCGCGCGCGCCAGCCGCCCAGCCAGCGCGUGAGUGGCCCCGCGACGCCGCCUCCUCUAAGAUCACCCCCCCCUCCCCUCCGCCGCUUCACCCCCGGCCGUCUGAGAGCGCCUGCGUAAGGGCGCGCGGGCCUCGCUUGCUCUCCCCCCUCCCCCUCCCGUUUUAUUAUUUUGACGCCCGCAGCGCGAGCCCAGAAGACCCAACGGCUGAGGGGGCUAGUGGCGGCGACGGUGGCCGCCAUGGCCCAGCACGGGCCUAGACGCAGGCCGAGAUAAGGGGGCGGAGGAGGAGGCGCCGCCGCCGCCUCUGGGCCCGGGGAGGGGUACGGAAAAGAAAAGCUCGGCCUCUCACACAUAUAUUUAUAUAUACAGAAAGUCGUAUAUAUUUAUAUAUCUACAUAUAUACACACAUCGACUGGGCCAGGAGGAGAGGGCCUCGCCAAUUGCAGGUAACGGGGACUUAAAAGAGGUUGGCGGGGGUCUGUGGGUGGGUUUGGGAUUCGGGAGGAGGAGGAGGGGCGGGUGGAGGGAAACACAGAAGCAAGCCCCGCCCCUUCGUUGCACUUGCCCCGCCCCUUCCCUAACCCCCGCCCGCGCGCUCUGUGACCCUCCUUGGCUGGUACCCCUCGGCAUCCCCCUGUCCCCGCUCGCCUCCUUCCUGCGUGAGAUUUUCCCGCCCUGUCGCUUUCCCUCUGCUGUUUGUGAUUUAUUUACUUGGGUUUUAGGUAAGGGGAAGGGCCCCCCCCACCCCGCCAGAAUGUAAUGGGAAACAAAAAGAAAGGAGCCACGUGGGGGGGGAUUGGAUAAGGGGGAUAAGCAAAUUUGGAUACAUUCAUGUAUUGCAUGGUUGCACACAAACACAGCCUAAGAGUAUGGCUGCCUCACCAGCAUUUAUUCACCUGUUUACUAUUAUUAUUAUUAUUAUUAUUAAAAAUGCAUACAAGCUUCUCCCAUGCCAAUCAUUCCCAACAAUAACAAUAAGUCUACUCACCAUUUCCUAAAACGAGGCAUCUUCUCAAUUUAUUCCUGAUAGUGGCUUUGCCUCUUUCUCUUGUUCCCCUUUAGUUCCUUACCCAUUAACUGUUGAAUAGACCAGCCAUGCUCAACCUGGUGCUCUCCAGUUGUAGUUGGAUUUCUGAUCCUGUCAGCCCUGGCCAGCAUCGCCAAUGGUCAAGGAUGAUGGGAAUUGGAGUCCAGUAACACCUGGAGGGCAACAGGUUAGGAAAGGCUGUACAGUGGUGCCUCGCAAGACGAAAUUAAUCCGUUCCGCAAGAGUCUUCGUCUAGCGGUUUUUUCGUCUUGCGAAGCAAGCCCAUUGACGGAUUAGCGCUAUUAGCGCUAUCAGCUGUUUAGCGGCUAUUAAAGGCUUAGGGGAUUAGCUGCUAAAAGGCUAUUAAAGGCUAUUAAAGGCUUAGCAGAUUAGAUAAAGGGGGGGAAAAGCGAAAAAAAAAUCUCAGGACUCGCAAGGUAUUUUCGUCUUGCGAAGCAAGCCCAUAGGGGAAUUCGUCCUGCGAAGCAACUUCAAAACGGAAAACCCUUUCGUCUAGCGGUUUUUCCGUCUUGCGAGGCAUUCGUCUUGCGGGGCACCACUGUAAUAGACUGUCUUGGCAUUGCUUCAGGUUUUUAUCUAUUUUAAAUAUUAUUGUCAAUUCCCUGAGGUUUGCCUUGCUGUCUGUCAUUUAUCCACCCUGCUUUCCUUUCUCAGAUUUUACAGUGGUAGCAGUCCAUAGUUUAGCCAUCCUUUCCUUGUGUCACCCCUUAACAGAUUUCCCGUUUGGCCCUAUUGCACUUACGCUUCUAUUUUUAAAAGUUGAUCUUAUGCCUCUUUCUAUCUCGUAUAUUUUCUUAAUGGCUAAUUUUAUUUACACUGUGAUGUCGAUCACAUUUGCUAAUCCACAACAUAGGCAUCUGUCACCUGUUGACAAUGUAAGACUUUUUAAAAUACAUCUUCUGUUCUUAAAACCUCACUCUUUGUGCAGCAAUUCUUACAUAAUUUCUUCAAACUCCAUUUCCUUUACAUAUUGACUUCUAUCACUUUCCUUAAAUAUGCCACAAUGCCCAGCAGACCUUUAGGCAGACAUUUUGGGGUAAUGGAAGGUUACAGAAUAUAAGGGAAAGGCAACAUAAGAUUUUUAAAAAACUGGAACACUGGAAGCUAAUAGAAGAUUUUCACUUACUUAUUUAGUAGAAUAGUGACUGUACAGACAUUUGUUUAAAAACAAGCAAGUAAAAACCCAGAAGAUUCUGGGAAGUAUCUAAUCUGUUGCUCCUGUACAAUCAUUUCCUAUGUAACUCUCCACCUCAUUCCCUUCAAGUUACUUCUUUCCCUGUCUUUUUUUAACACCAUCUCAAUUCUCUCCUUCAUCAACAUUACUCUAUUAAGCUAUUAAGGUAUAGCUUUGUUUCCCUUUUUUGUCUCUUCGUACAGACUGGGACAUCUCACUACAGAAAGUUGAUUGUUAUUAUUUUGGUCAGUGACUCUUUCUUGUAAGGUGUUUAAUUUUUGCAUGUACCUCUAGAUAAACUACCAUAGGCCAGCUGACGGUAUUGAACUUGUGUAGAGAUAGCUUGGAAUCAAAUCCCAACUCUGACUGGGGAUGGUCUUGGAUGAGAUUCUGUUUCUGCUCACCUGUAGUCUGCUUUACAAGAUUAUUGUGAGAAAAUAAGGAUUCUAAUCUAUGCAGCAUUAUCCUUUGUGAAGUUAGGCAUGUGGAUUCUUAUUAAAAUCAGUAGGUAUAAGGUGGUCAGACUGCGCUGGAUUUUAGCCUUGAUUUAUCAGAGGAGGGUGACCAACAUAAUAAAGGAACAGUUGAAGGAGUUGAGUAUGUUUAACCUGGAGAAGAGAAGACUGAGGAGAUAUAGGACAGCUACCUUCAAAUAUCUAAAGGGCUGUCACAUGGAAGAUGGAGAAAGCUUGGUAUUUUUCCUGUUUCAGAUGGUAGGACCUGAACCAAUGCAUUCAAGUUACAAGAAAAGAGAUCCUGACUAAACAUCGGAAAUAAUUUUCUGACAGUAAGAGCUGUUUGACGGUGGAACAGACUGCCUUGGAAGAUGGUGAACACUCCUUCAUUGGAGAUUUUAAGCAGAGGAGGGAUGGCCAUCUGUCAUGGGUGCUUUAGUUCCUGCAUUUCAGGGGGUUAAACUAGAUGACCCUCAGGGUCAUUGGCUGAUUGAAGUAAAAUCUGAAUUUAUUUCACCAGAUGCUAACAAGCCCACAUUAGAACCAUUAUUGUGUUUAAAUGAUCUUUCAUCCAAGGAGAAAGCACAGGUGGACUAAGAAAUGGUGUACAGUGGUACUUCCAGUUGCGGACAGGAUCCGUUCUGGAGGUCCAGCCAUAUCCUGAAGUUUCUGCAACCGGGGGUGCUGCUUCUGCGCAUGUGCAUGGCAUGUAGAGCACUUCUGUGCAUGCGCACGCGGCGAAACCUGGAAGAAAACUUCCAGGUUUGCUGCUUUCGCAACCCAAAGUUUACAUAACGUAAUCCAAGGGUCUACUGUAUAGAUUUUCCUUCCUAAAGAUGAUUGCAAAUACGACUGGCCACAUUGUGGUAAUUGAUAAAAAAUAGGGGGUUGCUUUCUUCUCUGUAGUUCACACCUUUGCCAGUGCACACAUUUUGUUGCCCAGUACCAAAUUGGCAAUUCACAAGGAAAGAAAUAUGCAUGUGCGGUUUUUGUUACUUCAGGUAAUAAGAUAAUGGAGCCUACAUUCUGGAGAAAUCUGCUGGUAAACAGGAGAAGGUUUUGACCAUAGUGUUGCAGGUUAAAAGUUCAAAUCAUGCUUAUUCUCAGGGUUUCCCUAUGUCUAUGCUUGCCUCCAGGUUGGGAAAGGUAUAGAAUGCUCAACUUGCUCAAUUUAGCAUGUGUGUUUACAUGUACCAUUGUAUGGAUAAGCCUCCGUGUGAUUGAGUGAAACAUUGAUUUUGUAUCUCCACCCACCCUCUUCAUCCUCCCACAUGCCCAGGAUGGUUUACCACAAACUAUGGUUAGUUAAGCAAGCCAGUUUUAUAAUUCAUGAUUUGAAGCAGGUUGUCUAGCAACUAACCAUUGCUUGUUGUAAGCCACAAUUCCCAAUUUGUGUGCAAUGCUAAGCCAAAUUAACUUGGUAGAAGCCCUCCUCCCAGCCACGUGUGAGUAGAAGGGCUCAAGCUCAAGCUUGGCUCAAAUUUGUAAAGGCUUGUCCUCACAGCACUCAACUGUGGUUUAGCAUUAUGUGCAUAUUGGGCCAGCUGUGAGCAUUUGAUAUGACUGCUUAACAUUCUGGGGCACAUUUGCAUCAGGAAAUGUCCUAUUGAGGGAUAAAUUUCAAGGUUGGCGCUAAAGUGGGAAAAGGUUACCGUAAUCCACACCUGACUUUGUUUCACAAUCCAAAUAUUUCUCUUCCUAUAUGCCUGUUCAUUUGUGUUCUUUCUCCAAGAAGGAAGCAGGGGUGAUGUUCUUGGUCUCACAACAAACCUGUGCAGUAAGUUGGACUGAGAGAUGGAAAUUAGAUACUGGCAGCUCAGUGAGUUUCACAGUUAACAAGUAUUUAAUUCAAGAUAAGAAGCUCAGAUGCCAUUGUUUAUUCUCAAACCACUACAUCACACUGGCUUAAAAUUAUCAUGGAAGCAAGGGAAAUAGUAUACAUAGUGUAGUAGCUAUAGAGAUAAGUUACAAAUCAGGAGGUCCCUGGUUCAUUUAUACCCUCUGCCAUGAAAUGGUUAGGUGGCAUAAACACACAGAUUCGGUCCUCCCCAUCUGUAAUAUCAAGAAGGAGAAUAUACUGAUCUACCUUGCAGGGUUGUUGUAAAAACUAGAUAAUGCAUGUGAAGCAUUUUGAACACUUAAAAGGGCUAUACAAAUCUACUGGUGGUAUAACUCUGAAGCUUAUCGUGGUAGAAACAAUUCAGGUAGUAGUAUUUUGGGAUACAUGCCUUGUUGGUUGGUAGUCUUGUGCAUUCGGAUUCAAAAUUAUUCUAGAAGUUCUUAGAUUGAAUGAAAAGUAAAUAAAUAGUGCUCUUUGUUCAUAAUGGAUCUAAUUAAUAUUUCCAUAGAUCAACUUUGUGAUCAAUGCAAUUAACCCACUGAUUAGCAGCUAAGAACUUAUUUCUGGUGAAAUUCUAAGGCACUUCGUUCUCUAAAAUUUGGGAUAAAAUGUGAUGGUAUUACUGCUUGCUUUUAUGUAGAUAGUGCAGGUUAUAUAAAAGUAAGUUUCUGUCCCUUUUCUGUACAGUAGCCCAUCCAUCUAGUACCACUACAAAAAGUAGAAAGGCACCUGUACCAAACUGAAGUGGACAGCUCUCUUCUGCUUAUCUUGCUGUGGUUUUGUGCAGCAGGCCUGUUGUCUGUGCCAGACAGUUCCCAAAGCAGACAGGUGUGUAAAACUGCAAACCUCAGAAUGUUUACCAGGAGUCCCACUGGUCUUGGUAAGAAUAACCUUUUCCUAAACGCAUUUACCUGAAAGUAAGUUUCCAUGUGAUGAAAUUAGAGCAAGUACUGCUUGAGCAGAAAUAGGCAGCUUGCUCAUCUAUUUAAAGUGGACCCAAUCUGCUUAUUUCAGGUAUUAAUCUAAUUUGAAUAUGAAAGCUAUUAUUCUCAGCAACAAGCUACAGUUGGUAGAGGUGUUUCUUUUAAUCAUUCAGUUGUUCCCAUUAGAUAGCAGCAUCCCAGUUGGUUUUUGCAAAACCUCAAUAUAGUGCACUAAAUUCAGUUCAGUGUCUAGCAGCCAGCAGUUAUAGCAUACCGUAGGUUUUCAGACUGCUCCGCAGAUACAGAAGGAAGAAGAGCAAGUGAAAGGGAUUUGGGAGCUCAUGCCAAGUUGAUUGUCCUCGUUUGAAGUAUCAUAUCACAUUUGAAGGCUUUUAUAAUUUGACAUUCAAGAAACUUCUGUUUGAGAUAGUAACAUGAAGUAGCUGCCAUAUUAAUGAUCAAAUGAAAUUUACCAGCCUGUUGAAGUUGUCCUUCAAAACAAGUUACCCAAUUUUGGAUCUUAUAAGAUGCUUCUCCCCAUACCACCCUCCACCCCUAGGUUAGCGUUAGACAAAGCUGGAUCUGGUUUUUGGAAAGUUAAAUAUCUAGUCUGCUUUAGUCGUUCUGUUUGGGUGAAAUAACAAAGGUUUUAUGUUCAGUCAUGUGUAUUAUGAGCCUUGCAAAUAACUUCACAAAAGUUACUAGCCUACAAAAAGCCACACUAUUGAUGUACCUUAAUAUGAGCCACUUUUUUUGAAGGAAUCUAAUCUUAAACUUUAUAAUACAUAGGUUUAUUCUGGGUCUGCAAAGUUAAGAAAAAAGUUCCAUAGUGGGAGGAGGGGAUGUGGGGCCUUUUCACCAUAAUAAAUUUCAAAUAAACAUACUUUGCAUAGGAGGCCACAGUUGCCUGGAUUCCUUCCGCAGAUUCUAAUUGACAAAAAACAAAACAGUAAUUCUUUUUGUGCAAACUGGCACUUAUAUGUGGUAAAAUGUAUGACUUCACAGAUGAACAUCUUACCUUCUCUUCCCUGGUUCCAUUUAAUUUGAACCAGGGUUUUCUACCAUUGAGACCAGAAGUGAUUUGCAAUGCUAGAGCUUAGCCCAUGUACAUUGAAGUAAUACGUUGAUGUCUCUGAGCAUUAGUAAACUGUCUUUUUCUUCUAUGGUUCUUCUUCCCCCACUGCCAUUCUGUGCUUUACCAUAAGCAGUCUUGCACAGCCCUCAGAUAAGUUACAUGCAAAAGCAGUUUCCAGGCUAUUUCUUUUAAGGCGUCUGCAACAAAUGCAAAUAGCUAAUUAAAACUCACUUGUCACCUUUCCCUAUGGCUAAGGGCAAGAAAAAGGUAAAUAGAUGGAAGAGCUCCUUCCAGAGACAAAUACACACCCAAAACUGCAGCCAAAUCUGCCAACUCAGUCAUUAUCUUAAUUUGCCAGGUCUUGAUUCACACAUAAAAAACAAACACAGCAGAGCAACACAUCUGAACUCAGCAGUUUUUUAAGACAGUCUAGUUAUGUUGUGUCCAUCAGUUCUGCAGUAGUAGGGGGACAAAACCUGGGGGGGGGUCUCUAAAGAUACUGUUUUGUUCAGACAAUUGACUAAAAAUUGACUUGAUUUAGAAAGGGUGAGCACAAUGCCAGGUACUUGUCUUGUUUAAACUUGAGCAAGAUUCCUGAAAGUUAUUUCCUUUUACAGAAGUGGCUUACAUAAGUUGAAUGGAUGGGUUAACUAAUGCAUACACACCUUGAACAUCUGAGCACAGAAGCACAAAAACAGGUAACAGUGGGAAGCCGCAGAGGAGAAAAACCACUUUUGGGAAGGUAACUUUUCAGAGGCACAAAUAAGAAAAAGUGAAAAGUUUUUGGGGAAAUUAAAAGCUUCAUAAGAAAAAUUAAGUCAAACAACUGCUGCAAUUUACAGGUCAAUAGAUAAUUUUAGAGGCUGGACUUAAUGGUCUCACUAGGGGAGAUGGAGAUCCUUGUAUGUUGCUCCACUUGUGAAGAAGACAAGUGAUAUAUUCGUUCUCUCCUAUUGUAAAUCCAUGCUUUACAACUGUUUCUUGAUUUCUGAUAUGUUAGAUCAAAAACAAAACCCAUACUUGCCAAUCUUGGUGUGUGGUUUUUUUUUAAAAGAAAAUUCUAUAGAGCAUGAGUUUUCAUUUUAAACUCGCUUAAAUCAUAACACCAUCUAAAGUAGACCAAUAGUCGCAAACUUUUUCAGACUCAAGACCCGCCUUUAACCCAAAUGUGCAUUUGGGGAUCCACUUCUUAGUCUUCUACCAGCAGUACUGGUAGAAUAAAAUGAGCAUCUGUAACCUUCCCAUGCCUGGCUGGCUACCUCCUGAGUAUAAACAUAUUACAGAAAUAAUAUGAUAGGAAGUUUGGCAACCAGCAUCAGUCCUGGUGGGGCACAGGUGCUAACAUGGGGGUCUUCCCCCAAAAUCUUCCUGGUCAUUUUCCUGCUUCCCCCUUCCCCCCAGCUGUUGGACCCUAGACUUUGACCUCGGGUUCCAGCCAUAGCUGCAUGAUAACAGAGCUACUGCAAAAUUACUACCCAAGUAAUCCACUUGAAAUAAAAAUGCACACUGUCUUUAUGUAUUUCAUACAGGAGUGAAUCUGGGCAUCUGCCACACAUAUUGUUUCUGCAAUAUAGUAGCAAGAUCACACUGAUAACAGCCUCUUACUCUUCUCACUUGCAUUAAAUUUCUGCAUUAAGUAAAAAAUGAAUGUUUGAAAAUAUAGUUGUGGAACAUACUUUUAAAAAGUUGGAGCUUGUCUCAGUUGAAGCAACCCUUCAGUUUUCUAACGUCUGUGAAGCUUAAAGUGAAAGCUCACAGUUGAAAGGUGCAGAUCUUUCAGUCACAGGUUUUGAGCAAAAAAACAACAACAAAAAAGCUUUCUCCUUUCAAAGAUACUAUGGACUGGAAUGGAACAGGAUAAAUCAAAUAAAUGCAAAUGAAGGAUAACUAGCUUUAGCAUUACUACCAGACUUGCUACUGAAUAAGUAUGCUCAUAUUCUAUUGAGCUCAAUUGGGGCUUACUUCCAGGUAAGCGAGCAUAGGAUUGCAGCUUCUCAUGAUACUGUUGAAGAGUUAAGUGUUUUUAUAAGGUUUAAUUGAAUAUCCUAAUGUAUUGGUGCUGUUUAACCUACAUACAUUUAGGGAUAUUUAUUUUGGAACUUGUCUUUGAAAAUGAACUGGUUCUAUUUGUAGCCUGAAGAGGUAAACAGGAUUCUUGGAGAGGUACAGCCAUCGACUUACAUGCUUGAGCCUUGCCCUUCUUGCAUAAUAGCAGCUAGCCAUAGGGGAUAGAAUGCCUGGGUUCAGGAAAACGUUGUCGUUGUAAGAGGAAGUGCUUCUGCCUGCUUUGAAGGAGGCAGUUGGGACAACUGCUCCUCUAAGAAUUAUAACAGCUCUGGACCACAAGAGGUAUAACAGCUGUCAGCCCAUCACAAAUAAUCCCCUUUUGGGGUAAAGUGCUUGAGUGAGUGAAGACUGUGUAACUAGGGUCUCUUGGAUGAAACUGAUCUUCUGGUCCAGGAGUGUGGAACCUAAUUCAGCUUGAUGACCAUAGCCCCUUGUGAUGCAACCUUUUGAGGUGUAGCAAGGGUGGAUGCAGUCAGACACCACUCCAUCUGACAAUCAAGAGUUAUUGCCACAAAUCAAGGACAUAUUCUAACCAGGCAAAAGCACUAGAGGAAGACCAGUGAAUGAGUGGGAGAGUGUGACUUGGGCAGAGUUCUGAGCGCUGGGUAGACAGGGCUGAGGUUCCACACCCCUGUUCUAGGCCCAUUUCAGUAUGAUUUCAGGCCUGAUUUUGAUAUGGAAACUGCUUUUGUCGCUUAAUGGAUGACCUGAACUGCAAGAUAGGGGGAGUGUGACCAUAUUGAUUCUUCUCAACGUCUCAGCAGCUUUUUAUACCAUCAACCAUGGUAUCUUCCAGAACUGACUAGGCAGGGUAGGCGCAUAGUGAUGUAGUAUUCCAAUCCAAUCUGCAUGGCUUGUACCAAAGGUCUUGCAAGUUGCCACUUAUCCACCAUGUUAUUUAACACCUUUUUGAAACCAGUGUGAGAGGGGUUUGCAGUUAGGUGUCUUCAGUAUGCUGAUGUCUGUGUUUCCUAAGUUGGUCUAAAUCAUGUGGGGCAGUAGGAGAGAGCUGAUUCAUCUGGUUGUAGUAAUCAACUGGCGAGAGCAAAUAAAGACAAUAAUAAAUUCCUUUCUGUAUCAGACCAAAGGCACGUCUUGUCCAGUAUUUUCCCAGUGGCCAAUCAGCUCCCUCUGAGAAGCACAAAAUUGGGACAUGAAUGAGCACCCUAGCUUUCACCUGCUGUUGUUCCCCAGCACCUGGUAUUUAGAGGAAUAUUGCCUCUCUGUGGUAGAGGUAGAACAUAAUAGCCAUGGCUAGUCAUGAGUUUGUCUAACCCUCUUAAAGCCAUCCAAGUUUGUGAGUAUCACAACAUUUUGUAGGAGCAAAUUCCCAAGUUAAACUGUACAGUGUGUGAAAAUGGGAUGGCCUCAGGUUCUAGUACUGUAUGAGAGAGAGAGAACUCUUGCUAUUUACUUUUUCUACAUCAUGCAUAAUUUUAUACCCUGCUAUCAUGUGUCCCCACCACCACCAACUCAAUUCCCCCCUCCCCAGCUAUAAAGCCUCAGACAUUCUGACAGUUCCUCAUAAGAGAGUAGCUUACUUUGUUUUCCCUGCUCUGCACCUUUCCAACUCUGCAAAAAAAUUUAGGUGUGGAGGCCAGAAGUGUACACAGUAUUCCAAAUGUGGAUGCAUAGAUUUGUGCAAAGGCAUUUUAAAAAUUCCUUUCUUAAUGAUCCCCUUUUUGAAAUUCACCUUUUUCACAUCAGCCACAUGUAAGACAACUGAUAAUAAUAAUAGCAGUAGUAGUAGUGAUGAUGAUAACGAUAAUAAAUUACAAUAAGACAAAGGCGCUGGGGCUGGGCAGCUCCCUUAUUUGAGAAAGAACUCUGAAAAUCAGAAUCACAGCUUAGAAGUACUCCUUGAUCAAGCCUUUUCAAGUUUGCUUUAGGGUCCUUGUGGUGGCGCAGUGCUUUCUAGUAGCUGAGGCUGGUACUUCAGCUGUGACCUCUCCUGGACAGGGAUUUUGGGGAGAUGCUGAUCCACACUAGUGACAUCUCAUUUAAGCCACUAUAAUGUGUUAGGCAGAACUGCCCUUUGAGACUCUUAAUAAGAUACAGUUAUUUCAGAAUAGAGGAGCAGAAUUUAGCUGAGAAGAUCCAUUGGGAACAUAUUACUAGUUCUGAGAAAUGUACGCUACUUGUUUGUUCUCAUGUUCAAUUCAGGAUGCUAGUUUUAAUCCUUUAAAGCACUUCAUGGCAUGAAACUCAGGUACCUUACAGACCAGUAUUGAAAGAAGGUUGUACUUUACUGGAUAUUGAAGUUUAUUGCUAUGUUGUUUUAAUUGUGUUAUUUGUUACAUUGGUUUUAAUUGUUUUGUUUUGUUUCCAUUGUAAACUGUCUUGGGAUAAUUAUUUGAAGAGCAAUAUCCACAUGCCUUAAAUAAAGUAAAUCCUUCUAACUUCUGUAGGACAUUGUGCAGGGUUGCAUGUAAGCUACCAGCAGCUAUUGAGAUUUAUUUUGGAUAGCACAGCGUUGGAAAGUUCAUACUUAUAAGUUAUCUUUCAGAUAAGACUGUCUUAAGAAGUUGACCUGAGAUGCCCAUUCCAGUAUAAGGAGCCUGUUGUGCUAUAUUUAGAAUUCCAUGAGUAUUAUUGAAAGCAGCAAGAUCUGAAAAACGGUUGUAGCCUCAUCUCUUGUGAUUUGUUCACUUGGUCUAGAAAUACUACUGGGGUGAUAGCCAUCUUGCCGUGCUAAAGUUUCUGAAGAGUAGUGUGCUUUUUGUUUAAAGAUUUGUUGUCAUUGCCCUUAGAUGCAACUAUCAUAAUCAUCCUGCCAAGUUGCAGUAAGUGGGCAGGAUUAUUCUUUUCUGCUAGGUUAGAGUCUAAAAGCUGUGGCUAAUUAAAGAGCCAAGGAUGUGGACCUCCAGUUGGAUUUGCAAGUUUCUGACAUGGGGUUAAGGCAGAAAGUCAAAGGUUGAAUAUACUUCAGUGGGGUUAAAGCCUCUGCUUACUAGCGCGUUCAAGUGCUGUGCACCUCAGCAUUUAUAUAUUAAAACCACUAGCCUCACAGGAGUGUACCAAUGUCCCACAAAAUCAUAACCAUUCUAGAGUAAUUAGUUAGAUGCCUUAAACUUAACACAACUUAAUAGAUUACGGCAAGAAAGUUGGGAAGGGAAGAUUGGGUUACUAUUUAGGCUAAGAAUGAUGAGAAGACCCAUCAUGUUGGAAGAAUAAAGAAAUGCCAUUGGCCACAUCCAGCCGCCCAGUUGUACUAGGGCUAGUUUGAUUAAAUUGCUGUUGAGGUUUAAAGCCACUGCCGCAUCAUUCCCAUGACUACAGGUGCAUUCCAAACCCUGAUUUGUGCCAGGGUGUGUGUUGGACUGGGCAGAGAUUUCCCCCCAGCCAGUCCUGCUAGACACUGCAGAGUGCUAUCAGUGUCACUCCGCCAGUGUGGAGCUCCCGGUACACCUGUCAAAUGAUCAGAUUGGUAGAAGUGCUUCCAGUGGGUUCCCAGGUAGCAGAAGCCCCUAAAAUGAGGAAUUCAGAGGAGCUCAGGACCCAUUGUAUCCCAAUCCAGCAUUGGACCUGAUAGGGAAAUUAGAAGGAAGGAUUUUUUAAAGAUCAGUUUAUAAUCAGUAAUAUUUUGGACUUAUUGAAGUCGAUUUUAUGUUGGCUAAUAGAUAUUCAGAACCUUUGUCUUCUUGCAGACAGUUUCAUUCAAAAGAUGUGUUGUGCUUAAUUCUUUUUUUCUAAAUGGGGCACAAUUUCAUUCUAAAUCCAUGUAUAGCCAAUCUAGUAGGUCUUUGCCUUGUUAUAUUGUUAGCGUUUCCUUCAUAAUUUUCAGCUAUUGAAGUAGAUGAACCAUGUGAUCUCCAUAAUGCUAGUCAGUUGAUUUUGUGCUCCAGAAGACAAAUUAUUUUCUCUUGAAGUAAUUUGCAAUAUGAUGAGUGAGAAAGCAGGAACAAGACAGGAAAAUGAGGUCAAAAUUGGCUGUUUUUCAACAGAGUGAUGAGUAAUUUACCAGGACAACUAGACUGCUACUAAAAUGAAGUUUUAGUUGUUAUCCUGUAAAAUGCAAGGUAGAUGCCAGGCUUCCUUAAACAUGCAUGAUCUUUUAUUUCCUUCCAUAACUUUAUACUUUUAGCCAUACUGGUGCUAGUCUUGCAUUUAGAUGCAGAUUUUUGCUUUGUUGAUACAGUAAUUAAUCUUUUCAAAAAACAACCCUGCAAUGAUAAUGCAAUUCUGUGCUUUACUUAGAAGUAAACCCUUUUGUGUUCAGGUAGGUUUAAGCCCAGGAAAGUGUACAUUUCAUUGCAACUUGAGUCACCAAACAAAUCCUUGUCUGUCACACUCUUAUGAGCUAAACUAUCAUAGAUCCUGAUACCUUGGCGACCUUUUGCCCUGUCCAGCUCCUAUUCCAACCCUAACCCAAUUAUCAGUGAAUGACCAAAAUGAAACUUCUCAGUUUUUCAGAACUUGCUGUUAAGAACAAUCCUUACUCUGUACUGCCAAAGUUAGUGGCCCAGCUUGGAUGUACAACUAAACCAUAGGCUUCUUUUCAAUAAACUUCAGUAACCUCAACCUAUGGGUUCCAGUUGUCUUCUUGCAGCCACACCCAAGAAAAGAAUGGGGAACACUUGAACCUGAAGCUCAGGCAGGCUUGUUUCCAUAACAUAUUAAACUAUGGUCAGUAAUCUAUCCUCUCUCAACCAACAGUAAUGUAGAAUUUCAGCCUCAUAUUGUCAUUUGGGGUGGGCAGCAAACUAGCAGAAUAGUUUCUCCUUUGUAACAGCUUAGAAAUAAAUUACUGACUGGGGCAUUCCUAUGGAGUUGGAGUUCAACACAUAGUGAUGGCAGAUUUUCUGAUGAAUUCCCAAGCACUAAACUUUUUUCAUAGUAACUGUGAGACAGCAUUAAUUUCACAGUUGACUUUUUAUUUAUUUUCUAGGCACAUUUUGAUCUCUUGCAUUGUGGAUCCUAGCAAACAUCGGAGGAAAAUGGGCGUCAAAACAUUUACCCACAAUUCCCCUGCACACAGCCAGGAGAUGCUUGGGAAGCUUAACAUGCUGCGUAACGAUGGACACUUCUGCGACAUCACCAUUCGUGUCCAAGACAAAAUCUUCAGAGCACACAAGGUGGUACUGGCUGCCUGCAGUGACUUCUUCCGUUCCAAGUUGGUUGGCCAAGCAGAGGAUGAUGGCAAAAGUGUACUUGACCUGCAUCACGUGACAGUGACUGGGUUCAUGCCUCUUCUGGAAUAUGCAUACACAGCAACAUUGUCUAUUAACACAGAAAAUAUUAUUGAUGUCUUGGCCGCGGCCAGCUAUAUGCAAAUGUUCAGUGUUGCUAGCACGUGUUCCGAGUUCAUGAAGUCGAGCAUUUUGUGGAACACUCCUAGUAGCCAGCAAGAAAAGGUGCUAGAUACAGGACAGGAAAACAGUGCAAAUUGCAACUUUACCUCUCGAGAUGGCAGCCUUUCUCCAGUUUCCUCUGAAUGCAGUGUGGUGGAAAGAACCAUUCCUGUUUGCAGAGAGUCACGACGGAAACGUAAAAGUUACAUAGUCAUGUCGCCAGAAAGUCCACUUAAAUGUAGCACUCAGACAAACUCACCACAAGUUCUGAAUCCUUCAGCUUCCUAUGCAGAGUCUAGAAGUCACCCUGUAGACUCUUCUUUAGCUUUUCCUUGGACUUUCCCUUUUGGAAUCGACCGAAGACUUCAGUCAGAGAAGGUGAAGCAAGUAGAAAAUUCUCGGACUCUAGAAGUGCCUGGUCCAUCUGAAGCAGCUAGAAGAAUUGCUGAUUAUGUGACUUGUGAGAGCACAAAGGCCAGCUCACCUCUGGUCAUUGAAGAAGAUGUGCGUGUUAAAGUGGAAAGGUUAAGCGACGAGGAAGUCCAUGAGGAAGUAUCGCAGCCUGUCAGUGCAUCCCAAAGUUCUCUGAGUGAUCAACAGACAGUUCCAGGAAGCGAACAAGUUCAGGAGGACCUCUUGAUCAGCCCACAGUCAUCAUCUAUAGGUACAAUCACUCUGUAUGUUUUGUUGUGGUUUUAUUGGAUAUUGUUGGAUACUGUGUACAAAGGCUUCAUCUUGUUAUGUAAAUAUUUCGAAUAAUAGAGUGACACUUUUUUUCAAACAAGCUCUAUAGGCUUUUCUGUAAAUGCUAUCUAAUAGCGCUGAUUGCUUUUCAUUGCCCCUCAACCAUUUUGUUUGGUCUAAAUAGUGUGAAGUGCCUUUGAUGGGCUUUGCAACUCAAUGUUGAAUUUUCUGUCUUGUAACGUAAACAUCUCAUUUAUAGUUUGAUUCUAAGCACAUUUAUCCAGAAGUAAAUGCUUUUUGUGGGAAUUUUUUUAUCCUCUAGAAAAGUGGGAUAAAAAUAAACCAGAGUGGACUCAACUAGAAGUAAAUCCCAUUGAGUUCUAUGGGUCUUACACCCUAGGAAGUGUGCUUAUGAUUAUGGCCUGAGGGGUGGAGGGUGACUAGUUUCUCUGACUUGAUCCUUUCAGGGAGGAAAUGUCUGAGCCGUCCAGUCAUGCUACCUCAACUGCAUUGUUGCUUUAAGGAAGCAGGAACAGUUUUCCAGAGGCACAUGCCUCAACAUAUUUCUGUUGCUAUUUUUGCAUCAUGCUUUGAAUAGCUCUUAUGUUGACAUUCUAUAUUGGUAGCAUUUCUGCUCAAAUUAAAUUGCUUCACCUACUAGAGCUUUUGCAGACUUUAGCAGUUGUGAAUCUUCUUUGAAUUGAAGGCACACAAAUGUGAAUGUGUUAUUCAUUAUCUUACUAGACGCUUUAUAACUAAUCUGCCAGAAAUGUGAGAAUGUGGUUUAUAAAUUAAUGGGGGAGACAGUGUUCUUUCCCCCUUGGCAGCUUUCCUUUAGCAAGAAGUUGGUUCACUUGACUGAUGUAAUCUGACCCAUGCCCUUAAACACAUGGAAGUGGGAGUUCAGAGAAGAAGUUGCCAGUGACAUGUGAUCAGUUAUGAAAAAUCAUUACAUGAAAAGCGUGGAAUAUAGUUUAUUGCAUCAUUUAAAGGAAAACAGAAGCUUCAGCAGACCAAAAAAAAACCCCACCUGAAAUCAGCGUCAAGGGGAAACAGCAACUUGCCAGCCUGAAAGAUCUGUGAUCUGAUCUAAAACUCUGAGGUGCUCUGGAUACAUAUAAGCCCACAAGGGUACCAGCAUCUAAAGGGUUUCUCCUGUCUGGUGUCACAGGCAGUUCUUCAUGUCCCCAGAGUCUGUCCCACAUUGAAAUGAAUGGGGAAGUCCUUGUUUAUGCUGGAACUCCAUUGGUACAGCAAGUAGCUGCUGUAGCAGAUGGUCAAACUUUAUUCAGUUUUCUUGGGAAUUUGGAGGCAUAAUUCCAUACAUUUGAGUGGGGGGAGACAAUACUAGCCAUGGCUACUUCAAAAAUCAUCAUGUAUCUAACUUAAGGUAUGGCGUGAGGCAUAUUUGUUUGCCUCAUCUGUUUCAGUGAUGGGCUGUUUGUCAGGUGUGUACUUGAGUUUUGUUAUAGUUUAUUCCUGCAUUGGGGGGCCCCCGCGGUAAUGUCUGCUUUAUGACUUCUCUUCCUCAGUUGCUUCUUUUUUCUUACCAGUCCUGUAAAAUGGGAUUUCAAGAAGAUGCUGGUGGUCUGGGGCACUGUUCAAGGUUCAGGCCCUCAGGAUUUUCUUCUGACGUUCUUCAGAACAGGCCCCUUGCUGGCUGCCAUUAGUAACUACACAAGGCACCAGCAAACAGAAUGAUCUCUUCAGGGUGGCUGUCUUUGGAGUCCUUGAAGAUGAGGGGUGCAGUCCACUAGGAGGUUCACUAUACCCUAUGAAAUAAAUACUGUUUAAGCAUCUUGCAUAACUUCAUUUCGGUGGGUUUCUUGCUCAAGAAGUAGAUUGCAUUUUGAUGAUUCUUGCUUGACUGCACUGCUCUCUGUUUCUUACUUGAGCUUCUCCACUUCUAGAAUAAAGAUCAUCAGAGAGGCAGGCAGCAGUCCUAAGAGAGCACAUGUCUCUGAUGCUUCUCUGGUUAAUCUAUUUACUCAUCCAUAAUCCACAUCAUGCAUUGUGGUUUACUGGGGGUAGAGGGCAUACAGAAAUUAUAUUUGUCAAAUAUUUUCAGUAAGAUAUCUUUUAAAAACACAAUUUUAGAGUAGCACUGUGUCACUAAACUAAAAGUUUAAACGUACGAUCAUUUCCUUUUUUGGCUGGGAUAUUAUUGCAUGCUUGGCACAGAAGUAACUAGAUGCCUUCUGUGACGGGGCAAUGGUACUUUUCCCCCUGGUGCCGUUGGGCCCGCCCUCACUUAAAUAUAGUGCACCCACCUCACAGAACACCAAUUCCAUGAAUUCCUACAAACCACCCCAGAUUAUCUUGUGGGGGACCUGUAUGAGGGAAAACUUAAUAAUUUGGAGUCUCAGGCAGGAUUUGACCAAAGAAACAAGAAAGAUUUUAUUUAACAAAGGAAGUUUAUGACACAAAGUGGGUAAAACAUAGAUACUUCAGAUUGUAAUGUUAUUUCACUUCAGUUCUUUCUCAGUUGUUUCACAGCUGUUGCCGCUUAAUACUUUGGUUCUUAAACAAGGUGGUACUUCCUGUCAGUUUACACACCCCUUUGACAACCCUACUCCAAGUAACAGACCCAAGGCAUCACCACACCCCUCUUAACUGGUUUGGGAGUCUUCUCUUUUUGUAGAAGAAUCUCUCCCCUCCUGACCUAAGUGAGACCUAAGUAGACUGUAUCUUUCCAGCUUCUACUUCUCCUGGCUCAGCCUCAGCCUCCCAGUUAAUUCCUGGCUUAUUACUCUUACAGGACACCACACACUGUCCUUCACACUAAGAGCAGAGACUCUUUUCUCUAGCCUUUGAUAUAUUCCUCAGAGUGGAUGUUUCUACCCAGAACCAACUCACUCUCCUCUCCUCUCCCUCCCUAUCUCCCAACCUCCAAACUGUCUCUCCAAAACCUCUCCUUUUCAGCUCCCUCUCCUGGAACCCCGGGCCAAUCGGAAGCUGCCAUUCAUUAACCAUUUGGUGGCAGGGAAAAAAGAAAAAGAAAACACUUGGUGAACCAACCUGCCCAGCAAAAUCAUACUUUUCCGUCACACCUUCCUGACCAGCAUUUGCAGGCACAUUCAUAUAAAUCCAUAUCUUACAUCUUUUCUGGAGACUGCUGCAUGCCACAGUUGUAAAUACCAAUAUUGCUUUGCUUAUUUUGAGGGAAAUUAGCAGAAACCAAUAGAUGCCAAUAUUAUCUUGCCUGCUUUGGGGAAAGAGCAAGAAGCACUCAAUUUAUUAUGAUUAGAAUAUUUAUACAAAAUGACUGGUAGUGAGUAAAAUGGCCUUGAAGCUUUAAACACAGCUGAUACAGUGUUACAGAAUGGGAAAGAUCAUUGGUUUAAUGCAAAACAAAACAUAGGCCACCCCAGCCCACUUUGCCUUGGCCAUAAGCUUAAUUAAUAGUAUUGAGAUAGCAGAGGAAGGCUAAAGGUUGAGGAAUUACCUUUAUAUUGAGGUUUGAGGCAGACAUUUAGAGACCCAGCUGAACUGUGUGUAUUUUUCAUAGCUGGUUUAUAGGAAGGAAGGCAAUAUGAGGAAAGAUUUUGCAGAGUUCAGAGAAAAGGAGAAGGAAACAAUAUUGGGGACCUCAUUUCCUGAUCCAUUUAAGUAGAUCUGGGUGCAUAAUCAGACUUAACACAGACAUAUCCCUCACUGGAUUGAGAACUGUAGACAUAAUUCUGCUAUGUAUCAAAGUGAAGAUGCAGUCUUAUCUGCCCUGUAUCGUUUUGGACAGCAUGAACAUUUUAUUGUGUAUUUGAAUGGUAAUCCCCAUCCACAUUAUUGUGCAACUUACUGCAUAUGUGCAUUUUAUUUGCAUGUGAAUAGAGCUGGAAGGAUGCCAUUGGCAGCAUCUGCCAGAUUUUUCACUUAUAAUUGUGAAGGUGACUACAGAGAUAAUCUGUGUUGCCUAAUAGUUACAAUUUUGUUUAAUAAAUGGAUUUAAAAAUCAAGCAAAUGUCUACAUACAUGCAGACAUUUUCAAUAUAUAAAGUACAUACUGUACAGCGGACCCUCCGGAUACAAACUUAAUUCGUCCCGGGGGUCCGUACUUACCCCGAAAAGUCCAUAUCCAGAGGCACCACUUCUGCACAUGCACACGGCACAAUAGAGCACUACUGCACAUGCGCAUGUGACAAAACCCAAAAGUAUAAACUUCUGGGUUUGCCGAGUUCGUAACUUGAAAUAACGUUACGCGAAGAUGACGUGACCUGAGGUACCACUGUGUAAUUAACAUUUAUGUUGUUUUCAUUUGUUUAUGCCUGCAGCCUAGAGCUUGCUCUAUGAAUCUGCUGUUUUAUAUAAUCACAAUCUGAAUAAGUUGUUAAAACUAUGCUCACUAUAUGAGUGUUCAAAGCCAUUGUUUUUAUUUUCUUAACAAGUUACAAUUCUUAACAUAAUUAAACAAUAGAUUUUCACUUGGAGAUCUUGUACCAUUUAAAUGGCUUUGUAGACUUAAGUGCUGACUAAGAAAUAAGCCCCACAGAGUUUGAUGGGCCUUCCUGGUAUUUUUAGGAUCACAGCCUCAGAUUAAUAAUGAGCCAGCCAGGAGCUGACGCUUUAAGAAUGGUGGACAAGGUCUGGCCAAGAAAAGUCAGCAUACACAAUUUAUCAACCUCAGUAAUCAAUGUCUAAGCAUUGUCUUUCCAAAGCCACACUUGCGAUCAACAGUGAUGUUCUCCAAGAAGUGUUUUCCGUAAAAGAACAUUAAAUCACAUAAUCUCUAAUACGAUUUACUAAAAUUGCUGUUCCUUUUUUCUGUUUUGAAUAUUUAUGAUAUACUACAAUUAUGAUUUGGGAGAUACAAAGAAUUAAAUGUAGACUGAGUAAAACAAGUAUUUGCCUCUGUGCAUAGUAGUGUUCGAAACUUACUGCGUAGAAAACAGGUCAUUGUGUUUAGGUUGCUUGGGAGUGUAUUGUGCACACAACAAAUCAUGUUUGGGGGGGCCACAGUUAGAAGAGGGAGCUUGUGAGAAAAAGAUGUGGACUUCAGAGACUACUUUUUAGUUGGGCACUUGGUCUUUGCCUCUUUCUGCAUGCAUUGCACCAUUUAACAUGUCAGCUUGAUAUCCCUCUCAAGGUAUUUUCUACUUAAAUCUGAGUUGAUAGAUUAAUUUACAGCUAAAUAAAAAGUAUAUAUUUUUUAUUUUUCAGAAAAAUACUUUUAACUUACUCUCUCUCUACAAGUAGGUCCAAAAUAAAAGCAAGAUAGAAAGCUUAAUACAAGUCCAACCAUAUCAGUACCUAGGGCAAAUAAAAUAACAGUACGUGGAUAGGUAGUUCCCAGACCCAUGGGCCCUAAAUCAAAGAGAUUGUGAUUUUAGUUGGUUAUUUUGAGACACACAUUCUUAUUACUGAACUAUUUAUUAAGCCAUCUUUGCGAUCAUUGGCUUUUGAAAUGUGUAAUCGAAGUAGUAAAGUUCUUACGGAGCUGAUUAUAUAUCUUGGUGCAUACAUGCUUCCAUUAAACUGAAGAUUAAUGUGUGUUGUUUCUUUAACUGCCUAGGUUCAAUAGAUGAAGGGGUCACUGAGGGAUUGCCAACACUCCAGAGUACCUCUGGUGGUAACGUUCAUGCAGAUGAUGAUGACCGGUACGUACACACACAGUGUGAGAAGUGUUCUGCAGGGCCUAGGAUACUGUGAGACUGCACACAUGUAUGCAAUUUCUGUGCAGAGUAAGAUACAGUUCAUAUCUAAUGGAUCACAUGAUUUAGAAAGGUUGUGAAUGUUAGUGCUUGAUUAUGUGCUGAAAUGGUUCUGAGGUUGAGAUUUUAACUAAAGAAGAGAGGAGGGGCAUUGUUUAUUAUUAUUAUUAUUAUUAUUAUUAUUUGUAUCCUGCCUCUUCUCCAGACUGGGACAUAAGGCAGCUUACAGAAUUUAAAACAACACAGAUAAAAUACAGAAAGCUAAAAACAUAUAAAAGAUAAUUGUUAAAAAGUUAUUAAACUAUAAUAGAAUUAAAGCCAUGUUAAAAAAACAAAUUUAUUAAAAUACAGAUAAUAAAAACAGCACGGCACUGUUAAAAGCCUUUCCUUUAAGGAAAAAAAAGUUCCCAAAAGCCUUCCAGAAUAAAACAGCCAGUGUGGUAGUAGUUUUGGACCCAGAAGGUCAAAUUUCUUUUAGUCAGAAAGCUUGCUGGGUAACCUUGGAUCAGUCACCAAUUUUCAGCCUAACCUUGUUACACCACGGAGGAAAGGUGAUUGAAUACCAAAGUCAUAACCAAUUGUAUGUACUAAAUACCAUUAUCAUUGUAACAACAGUUCUUAUGCCAAUCUUCAACCUUGGUUGAGGCUGGCAGGAAAACCUUGAGCUGGGGUAUGGGGAAGGAGUGUGCAGUCUCAGAACUAUCAGUCUCUUAUUGUCUGCUUUUGGUUUUAUUUGGUAGUUUAUUUUAUUUUGUACUGCAUUAAUUCUAUAUAAAAUCAGUGGGUACAAAUUCAUAAAUAAUCUUAACAGCAUGGUAAGGUAGUCACUGCUGUUGUAAUUUGUACAAGGCCACCCGAGCAAUUCAGAUGAGAGGUGGGAUUUAAGCCUGGUACUUGGUCCAGACACUGCAGCCGCACUCUUGAUUUUACUAACCCAUCACAAAUGUAACCAGUUUUCUGAAAGGCUUACUUUAGCAAUGAUUCAGAUGCAAAUUCACUGUGACAGUAUUUUAAUGCAAAUUAUUCAUUUUCAUGCAUUGACUGCCAGCAUGUUGUUCAUCAGUUUCCAUAAGAAUUCCACUGCAGCCAAAACAGUCUUUUAGGAGAUUGAGGGAUUUAAUGCAGUUUAGCAGAAUGAACUUCAGUUUUGCUUCUGAAUUUGUUGUUGAGGUUUCGUUGUUGUUUUUAUAUACAUUCAUAUUUGCGUUUAGGUAUUUCACAUUUUUCUCCUUGAUCUCCCUCUAAAAGAGUGAUUGCUUGCCUCUUCAGAUUGGAGAAUGUCCAGUAUCCUUACCAGCUCUAUAUUGCUCCUUCAACCAGUAGCACAGAGAGACCCAGCCCAAAUGGCCCUGAUAGACCUUUUCAGUGUCCCACCUGUGGUGUUCGAUUCACCCGUAUUCAGAACUUAAAACAGCACAUGCUUAUCCACUCAGGUAAGGACCUUCCACAUUGUGCUUCUGAAAUGCAUUGUUUGAUCGCAACCCCCAUGUGACUUGAAGAGCAUGCAACAUCUUUUUUCACUCAGCAGCCAUAUCCUUGCUGGUGCUGGGCCUUAAAAAUAUUAUUAUUAAUAAUAAUAAAUAACAAUAGCUAGGCUAACAUUCUUCCACAUUGGAGCCUUAUUGCUAGGAGUUCAAAGCCUUCCUAGCUAAAAUAAAUUAAAAUGGUGCACAGAGAUGCUUUCAUAAGGGUUUGGAGCUGUGUAAAACAAUAAAACUGAACAACACAAUCCUCUGCAUGUCUACUCAGAAGUUCCACUGCGUGGGGUUCAAUUAAGUUGUUGAGUGCACAGAACAAGGUCUGCUUAUGCAACAGGACUUCUCCCAUGUCCUCCUGUGCCCCUUAAAUCUACUCUAGGGGGUUCAGGGAACAUGUUUAGGAGAUAUGCAGAGGGGAGAAGUGAUCAGAACUUGUUCCCUCUGCACAUACCACACAUGGAGUUCAGUAGGACUUGCUCCUAGCUGGUGUGCAUAGGAUUGCAACUUAGGAGUGCAUUUUCAGUCAACCUGUAUAAUCAAGAGCAGAGAGGAAAGACUGCUUAGUCUUAACAUCUGUCUACCAUGAGGAGAAGAGUGCAAAGAAUGUUGCACUGUGGCCGACCGAAAGCAUUCUUGCAAGCAUAACAAAAUUACCAAGCAUGUGAUGCAGGCAUUAUUGCUCCAACACUGUACAUCAGAUUUAAGUUAUGUAUCCUGCAGCUGAUUGAUAUCUAAUUGAAAGAUUCAUAUUCCCAGCUUUUUGAAAAACCACUGCUAUUACUUUCAGCCUUUGACGGCUCUUAGAAGCUUCAGAAAGCAGUUUCCGUGUUAAUAGGUAGAAGCUUCUGCCCUUACAGUCCGUGAAGAAUGGAGUUUGCCCCUUAUUGGCUUAAGGUGGGGAGAGUCAAUUUCCUCCUUCUCUGUCUUCCCACAGGCAUUAAACCAUUUCAGUGUGACCGUUGUGGGAAAAAGUUCACCCGGGCUUAUUCGCUAAAGAUGCAUCGCCUGAAGCACGAAGGUAAACGCUGUUUCCGGUGCCAGAUAUGUAGUGCCACUUUCACUUCCUUCGGGGAAUAUAAACACCACAUGCGGGUUUCCCGGCACAUUAUCCGCAAGCCUCGGAUUUACGAGUGCAAAACAUGUGGCGCCAUGUUCACCAACUCUGGAAAUUUAAUCGUUCAUCUGAGGAGUCUGAACCAUGAAGCGUCAGAGCUAGCAAACUACUUCCAGAGCAGGUGAGGUGCACCGCAAAAAAACCUAUCAGGGAAACAUGCCUUUUUUUUAUUCCUGAACCAUCUCUUCCUGUGUUUGGGGCAGCCUGUAGUAUCUUUUUCCACCGGGUUGCCAGUUUAUUGCAGUCCAGUGGGCUACUGCAUCCUUGUCACCAAUAAUCUCUAUUCUGCUUUUGGGGUUGUAAAAAACUGUAUAUAUUCUAUAUAUUACAUAAUCAGGGCAGCAUGUUGCCUUUAGACUGCCUCACAUUAAUAUUCCCCUCGGUUUACUGACCAGGAGUAUCCAUGAGGAGGUUAGCAGUGUUGAAUAGGGUAUUCCCAUCUUCUUGCCUUUGUUUUCAUAACUGCUUUAACAGCUGCAUCCAAAUGAAACAAAUUACCCUUUAUGUGGCUGAUCUGGUUUGCAAUGUCUAGUUAUGUUUCAAUACUACUUUUUGACGGGGAAUUAAUUUCAGCUGACGUGAAAUGGAUAGCCCUCCCAGUUUCAGAAAGGAAGGGCACCAACCAAAGUUGAUUACGCCAGAUGUUUAGCAAAUACUUAAAUAAAUCUCCCAUUGAAAAUAAUUGAAUUGAAACGGCUUUAUAUUGACUGGCUUGUACUUGGUAGGGCACCCUUUAAAGCCUACCACACAGAAAUGUUUGUUACAACCCUUUAUUAUUUACUUCUAAUAUCAGUUUUCUCUAAUAUGUAAUUGACCACAAACAGUAAACUUAAGGAACCUUUUGUUUCAAAACUUUUUUUUAAUGUAUGCCAUUUUGGUUUUUGAUUUUGUCACAGAUCAAAAUGCUGCUAUGUAUUUUUGUUUAACUUUUGUUUUCUCAGAGCCCUUUUAUGAUUAAUUUUCUUGGGUACCAGAUACAUUUUAGUGUCUCUUUAAGUUUCCCACUCCCACUUCAAAAAAAUUGAAUUGUCCAAACCUCCGAAUAUUAUUUUUAAAUUUUGAAAUCCUAGUCCAACAAAAAUAUUUUUCAUUGGGUUUCACCCAUUAAGGUUUAUCCACACUUACCUUUUGCCCUACUCUUUUCAGGCAGAACCCUGUGCUUUAAUGUUGUGUGUUUUGUUCUGUUUUGUUUUGUUUGCUCCGAGCUUUCCCCAUGAAAACCUGCUCUUUAAAGCUGAAUCGGAGCAAAUGUCAGUUCAUGUUUUCUGCAGAUUUUCAACACUAUGAAAAGCGAGUUUUCAUGGGAACAACUCCAGAGUAAAAAUAGGGUGCUCAGACUUGGAGCUUUAAAUCAUGCCUGGAAAGAGCAGAGGAAAAUUAAGUGUGGAUAAGCCCUGACUUUGCAAUACAAGACCACCCAGUGUCAUGGGAGAGUGAAACAAUCAGGUUGAGAACUGAGGGUUUCAUGCCCGCCAUGGCUUUUUCCCUGGCAAAAUUUUCCACAACCACUUUUUCCCCACGCUGCAGCUUCCCCCAGAGUAGAGGCAGCUAGUGUGGUACCCUCCAUGUUAUGGUUUACAACUCCCAUCACCCUCAACUCAUGGCCAUUGGCCCCAGAGCCCCUAGCUUAGUAUAGGGCUAUCUCUGCCAGGGGCAAGGGUGGGGUGAAUACAAUUCAUGGGCCUGAUACUUGUUUUGUUUUCUGUAUUCUUUUAUUUAGGUCUGCUUCCUUACUGGUUCCUCUUUUUUCAAAGCAGACAAACACUAAAUCUUUUCCCAUCUUUUUGGGGCAUGAUUGCACUUUGAUUGUACUGUGUGUUUUUCAUAUGUCUUGAUGGGUGGCCAGGUUUGAACCUAUGCCCAGAUAACGAAAUUACCACCAGGGAGUGGGGAGUGGAAUACAAAAUAGACCUUCUGCUGUAGUUUUGCAUGAUAUCACUGCAAUUUGGGGGCAGUUCACAAGUUUCAGCUUACAUGCAGAAAGCUUGUGGGAUUGCUGCAUGUUGGAAUUCUCCAUGCUAGCACAGACAUUUGAAAAGAAAGCUUUGUGGUAGCAUGAAGACAAUAACCAUGCUAGAGUCACGGGACAAGCUGCUCUAAAGGAGUGACCUAGCAUGUUAUAUAACACAGGUGUCACACAGCACCUUUGAAAGGCAUAUGAGAGCCAUAAUAGAGAUUUAGUUCUUAAUGGCAGUUUUUCCUGAGGCCAUGCUGUGAAGUUAGCUUUAUCGUUGCCUUACGACAUGCUGUAGCUAGCACAAGCAUGUUGAAUGUUUCACUAACAAGUAACUGUCUCUCUUAACCUUUGACCUCCCUUCUAGUGAUUUCCUAGUACCGGACUACUUAAACCAAGAACAGGAAGAGACUCUUGGCCAGUAUGAGCUAGGAGAGCAUGGAUUUGAAAGCAGCUCCUCUGUCCAAAUGCCUGUCAUUUCACAGGUUUCAUCAACUCAGAAUUGUGAAAGCACUUUCCCCUUGGGGCCUCUGGGUGGGUUGGCAGAAAAGGAAGAAGACAUGCCAGAGCAGCCAAAGACGACUGCAAGUGCCGACGUGAGCCGGGAUGACCCCCCGAAACCAGGGCUCUCGUCUAUCACUAUUGAAUAAGUCCGCAGUUUGGUUUCAUUUUUGUCUUUUUGGAAAGUGCCUGUGUUUGGUCUUGUACAUUUUAAUUUAAUUUUCAGAAAAGGGGGGGUGAGAAUGUACCCCUUUUUAAUUUUGUAAGCUAUGCUGUUAAAACCAUAAACUGCAAAAGAUAUUUCACUAUUCUUCACAGCCAAACGCGCACUUCUGUGGAAACAUUUUAAGACUGAAAUGCACAGUAAGGUUCUAUCAGAACAUCACAUGCACUUCUAAAGGAAAGCUAAGCACACUCAAACUACAUUUGUGGUUUCUCAUUCUGCAGUUUAGACCUAAUUGUUAAUGGAUUGCUUCGCUCACCCCAUUUUUGCAGGAUUUCUGGUGCAGGAAGAAAAAUUAAUGGUGCUUAAAAUGAUGAGUUUUGAGUACACACGCACACACACACAAAAAACAAGUAUGGAAGAGAAAAAUUUGCCUGCGUUGGUAGACCUUCAUGUAUUGUUUAGAAGGAAUAAUUUCGGUCUGUUCUUUUCUUUAAGGCAUGCUUACUAUACUGUUUCUAAAGCUUACAAAACCUCUGUUUUUAGAAGCGGAUGAUUGAUUGGCUUUGGCAAAGCAAAGGGGAACAUGCCUAGGUAUGCUCACCUCUGACAUGCCGCUCCUUUUUAGAAACUGUUCAUGCAGAUGGCCUUAUCUGAAUUUCAUUCUCCGAAGUGGUACAUAAAAAAACUCUGUAGUCAAGAAGUCCUAGUUGUAUUAAACACCAUAGAGUAGUAUGAAUAUAUGACAAGGAGAGAGUUUACAAAAGGCAAAAGAGCUUUUGUGCAUUAAUGUACUCUUUUGCAGUUACACAUCUAUGUAUGCACUUCGGUUUUAUUAUACUGUUUUUAGAUAAUGCAAGCAAUUUAUUUUCUUUUAGAGGCCAAGUUUCUAACCCAACAGGGGUUGUUUACAGAAGGCCUAUUAGCAAUGAUAAAAUCUUCCUGUUUUAAAACAUUUUUAUACCCUUGCCAAGCUGGUUUCAUAAAAGCCAUUACUCUGGCUACAUACACAGAUCCAGCAAGCAAUAAUCAGAAAGACUUGCCAUUUCAUUUCUCCCUGCAAAGUUUAUAAAAGGUUGUAAACACAUGAUCAGGCAUUUUCAGGCCGGCAGUUUUUGGGGGUUUUGCCAACAUCUGUCGUUGGUAAGACUUGGAAGUUUAAUUUGGACUACAUUUUUUAAUCUAUCUUUUUCAUUUGUUUGGUUUUGAGUAUCCUGACACAUCGAAGUUUCACAAUUCACCAAAUGUUUUUUUAAGUGAAAUUUAUCUGAGGGAGGUACCAAUGAAAUGAAUUUCACAUUAUCAUCACACUAAGAAUAAUUUUUUUUAAGUGGGGGGCUGAUAGGGAAAAAAUAAUUGAGUCACUGCAGAGGUUAAUUAGCAGGGCUGAUACUUUAUGCAGCAAUAGUUGGAAAUCAUAGUUUUGAAGAAAUUUGAUGUUCUACUAAUACACAAAACUAAGGAGGCAUCUCUUUGUACAAGUGUUCUGUUAAAUAGAUUUAGGUUUUUCUUCCCAUGAUUUUCAAAUAGAAUAAAAAAAUCACACUUCCACUAUUUUCAGCAGAAGAUGCCCCCUCUGAGGCUCUGUCCCUCUUCUCAGGUUGAACCUGUAUGAAGUACGAUGGUUCCAUCAUAUAACAAAAAUCAGCAAAAGAGAAUCGUUUGUACCGCAGUUUUAAUUAUUCCUCUGGAUGCAUUGGACUGUCCAUUUAUUUUAUCCCAUAAAUGCAGGAUGAAACUGACUUGAAGUAGCAAAUUCCAAUAGGUAAAUAUUUUGUUUUGUCUUGUCACAAAUCAUAUUAAGACAACGAGUCUAAAUGAUGCAGGAAGCACAUCGGUUGCAUGCAAAUUCAUUACCUGGCAGACCAUCCAGCAGGUGUGCUUUGCAGUUGUUUAACCUCUUUUCCAGAGGAUGGAGGGGGUCUGCCUACACAGUACAUCUUAUCUCUAUAAGGUCAGUUAUGAGUCAUAAUUUGCAAGUGCAAAUUGCACAUUUGAUAUGUGCAAAUGUAGAGCAGGUGAUCUACAUUUAGGAGAUGUGAAACUUCAUAUCAGAAGUAAUACAAAGGAAAACACUAAAUGAAGAAAUUCAUAAAAAGUGUGUCGAACCUCAAGUUUAUUCUUUCAUAAGUAAAAUUGAGCAUAGUUACUGUUUAUGUGAAUUACGGGCUACUGUGUUGUGUCACAGUACAAAAAACCCAUCCCUUGUUGUAUUUAUUCAGUAUUUUUAAAUCCCAGCCCAGUAAAGGAUCAGUUGAAAAUUCUCUCUUCCACAGAAAGAAACAUUUUUGUAAUACAUAAAUGUUUCCUGGUGAAGGAAUACCCCCCUCUCCAUUGAGCUACCUAUCUGUGAAAAAGAGUCCUUGUUUUUGUACCUUGACAUUUGGAAAUGUUAACUUGCUGAGUCGGAUGUCUGUUAGAAGCAUUUAAAAUGAAAUCUCGUAGGUAAAUUUGGGGUCUUACCCAUGUUUAACUUGAAAACAUAACCCCACUUAUUUAAAUUAAACUUUACUUCCAAUUAAAGUGUGCCUAGUUUAAAUAAGCUAUAUGCAUAGCAUAUUUUAAAUCGGGGGUUGCAAACCAUCAGCCCCAUGGGGUAUUUAUAGGCUUCUUGAAAGUUUGGCCAGUGCCGUGGAGAAAUAAUUUCCUCCUUCCUCCUGCAGCACCAAUCUCUUUACCCAAGCCUGAGUGAUUGGUCUUCAUCUCUCCAUCCCAACCUGGGCUCUCAAAGAGAAUGACCCCAUCUCCCCCAGCUUGCUCCCACAGUCUUCUAUUUCAAAGAGCUUCAGUGAACUAAUCUAAAAGCCACCAGCUGGAUGUACAACCCUUCUUAAGGCUUAAUAACCUUUGCCCAUCCCUGUUUUAAAUCCCACUGAGCUUGCAUCUUUUCCAAGGCAUCAUCAUAAGAAUUGCACUGGGGGAGCUCAAUGAUGUUUCCAACCCAAGAUAAUAAAAUUGAGUUUCUUUGGUGAUGCUUUUGUAGUGUUGGGAUUUACAGUUAACCAUCCCAAGUUAUUCCAGCGGUCGCUCAGUGAGACCUACACAUGUGAUGUAGCACCCAGAGAAUCUGGAUAUACUGUACAGCCUUUCCAUGAUUUGUGUGUGAGAGAGAUUUAUAUCCAGAGGAAAAGCGUCUGUUAUCACACAGAAUUUGGAAAGGGCGCAGGUGGGAGUUAGGAUCUACACCUGACAUUUUCCUCAUCUCUCAGAAGUUGUGAGGCUGGUUUCAAUGUGCCAACAGGUGAUACCCACAAACACCUAUGGAGAGGGUAUGUGUACGUAGGAAAUGAGACCAUGUUCCCCCAAAGCGCAACAUGAAAUGUCAAUUUCAUAUAGCAAACCUCUUGUCACCAGCUUAGGGCUCAUUUUGCCUUUUAUGCAUCUUUUGGAAGACGGUUCAGCCUCUUCUCAGACUGACCAAUUUUUUUGCUCCCCAUUCUAACACAGAACAUGGUAUCUGUGUCCUUAGUUCUAGUUUUGGCACUUAUCCUUAGUCUGAAAAGUGUAAAUGUGAAAAAGUGUUGUUUUUAAGCAACCAGUGCCAGUGUAGCAAAAUAUAUGAAUAUAUAUAUUAUAUAUUUUAUAAAAUGAAAGUCCCUAAGCCCCAGUUCCCAAAAGAGAUUAAAACUGUAUUUUUUUAACAAUGCAUUUGCAAAUUUUAAAAUAGUGGCUUUGGUCAGAUUUUUUGGGGGGAGGGAUUGUUACUAAUUUUUCUUCACCAGCCUUAAGGUAGAAGAUGGCAGAGGGUUAGAUCCUGUUCCUCUGCCUUUUUCUUAAAAGUCUGCAGAACGCAGUGCACCAGGAAUGGUUUGGAUGAGGAUCACUAUAACAGAGGCAAUUUUUGCUCCUUAGUUGCCUUUCUGCAGAAACUAAAGGCUUGCUUUUCUUAUCCCAGAAACAAACAGAACAAACAAAAAAGUUAACAGUCCUUGCCCUAUGUUUCUUUAGGAACAAGUGUUUCCUGCUUGGAUUCAGGGGUAAACUCUGCCAUUCAAGGCUUUCGGGGGUCACAUUUGGCUGGGAAGCGGAGUAAUAUUAGAAAUAAAUAAAUACUAGAGCUCAUCAUAGAAUAAAAGCUGGUAAUUUUAAAAAGAAAUGAUGCAAAUAUUUUUAAAUGCAAGAUAACUGGUUUUAAAGCUCUGUGGUGUGUUGUUGUUUUUAUUUUAAUUUCUCUGUGUGGUAUCAAGAGUACUUCAGCAGGUCUCGUGAAUCUCUCCCAGGGGCCUGGCCACCUCGAUGAUGCUCUCCAGCAGCACUGUUGUGACCUCCUUUCUGGAUGGGGUUAGAGAGACCUCAGAAGGGUGGUGCAGUUUGGUUUGGUUUGGUUUCGGCUGCCCGCAUGCUGACAGCUUUAUUCUGACUUCCACCCCACCCCCCCAACGGAAGCUGGAGAGUGCUUCCAGGCCCCACUUUUGCAGUGCUGUCUUGUCUCUGGGCCUUUGUAGAAUCCUUAAAGGGGAAGGGAGUAAAGAUGGAUCUGGGAAUGUGAACUGAACUCUCAAGGGGCUCCCCAGCCACUGUGUGUGUGACUCCCUCCCCUUUCUAACUGUGCCAGUCUUCAGUCACCAGCUGCCCAUCUCAUACAGCUUUUCUCGUCCGUGCCGACCACAGCUAGGCUACUUGGCAUGUUUAUUGAACUUAAUGGAGAGAAAAAAAAAUGUUUUUUGGGUUUGGUUUUAUUUUUAAUGUUGAAAUACACUUUGCAUUUUAUAUACUAUAUCUGGCUAUUAGUAUUUUUCAGGAACCCAUAGUUCUUGGUGGCUAUAUAUAUAUUUUUGUGACUUUUUGUAAACUAAAGUGCCGUUUCACUGUUACAAUCAUUUUUAGAGUUCUUGUAAUCAAUGUGAAUAUCAUGGUUUUUUCAAAAUCUGUUCUGAGCCUGUAGUGUUCGCUUUUGUGAUUCUCUGUGUGAUGUAUAUAUUCUGUAUAGUUACCUUGUACUGAAAUAUUAGCUUGUUUGAUAUAAGAAGAAUAUGUAUUGGGUACCUUUUUUGCUAGCCUGGUUGUUUAAUCUUUAAAAAAAAGUUCAAAAACAAAAAAAAUCUCCAGACUGGUCCCAUUAAUAAGUCAAAAUUGAGAGGGAAGAAAAACUAGUUUUGAGUGUCUUUGGAUAGAAACAUGAUAAGAUUUUUCAUUAAAAUAUUAAUGUUUUAUGGAGUAA